AUGGCCGCCGUUUCAGCACAAACCCCUGUCAUCAAACACCAUGGCGAUAGCUCAUCUCAUUAUCCUCUGUCGAAUGACACUAUGGAGCGAGAACGUCUCCAUUUCCAACAUGAAGCAGUAAUGGCGUUGAUGGAGCAAGAGCCGAUCCACGCUCCAAUCCUCGGCCACCCAGUCAAGAAAAUCAUAGACAUCGGCUGUGGUGUGAACGCUGAUAUGACGAAAGUCCUCGCACAGAGAUUUCCGGUGGCCAAGGUAUACGGCGUAGAUCUCUCAGCAAUUGACGCCGAAGGCGUUGCCAGCAAUGUCGAAUUCAUUCGCGGGAAUAUUGCGAAUUUGAUUGGAGUUGACGAGAGGCUAACUCCAGGCAGUGCUGACUAUGUCUUCAGCCGGUUCCUCGUAGCCGGGAUUGAUGACUGGGAGGCUCACAUCAAGGCUGUAGCGAGGUUGUUAGCGCCUGGUGGGUGGUUGGAGAUGCAUGAUCUCAAAGUGUUGCAUUGGUACAGCCUCCAGACGGGCGAAUGUCUGUCACGCGAAUGGGAGUGGUUGAAGUCCCUCGAGAAGCGGGAACCGACGUCGGACAAGAGCGAUCUGCAUGGUAUCAAAGACUGGAAGGGGUGGUUCAGAAGUGCUGGCUUGAAUGAUGUCGUCGUGAAGCCAUACCGUCUUAGAUACGAGCCGACCCCGAUUCCUGAAGAGCCAGCUGCUGAGCUGUAUGCGCAGCACGGGACGACGAUGUCCUGGAUCAGUUUCGGUACGUCAUGCGAGCGCUGGUUUCCAGGUCCUGAGAACGCCGAGAAGAGGCGCCACUUGAUUGAGGGGUGCAAGCAGAACUUGAGGGGCGAGAAGGGUAAGCAUUUGCCCAUCGUUGCGGUUUGGGGCCAGAAGCCGGGCAACUAG
Messenger RNA from Fulvia fulva, 897 nucleotides. Its product is annotated as Methyltransferase. The record is from RefSeq and is a predicted model, not a curated record. The transcript is spliced from 2 exons. Bases 1 to 897 code for a protein of 298 amino acids. Gene Ontology annotation, molecular function: methyltransferase activity. NCBI's taxonomy places the organism in Eukaryota, Fungi, Ascomycota, Dothideomycetes, Mycosphaerellales, Mycosphaerellaceae.